Brenthis ino (lesser marbled fritillary) is the source of this 1416-nucleotide messenger RNA. Lineage: Eukaryota; Metazoa; Arthropoda; Insecta; Lepidoptera; Nymphalidae. The record is from the annotation of a GenBank genome assembly.
AUGGUGAUUUCGAUAAGUGAAAAUGUGAACGCUGCAGCGGAAGAUAAAGGCCUUGUUUUGAAACGUUUCGUCUUAUCUUUUAUAGUUAGUCUACCUUUCUUCACACAUGGGAUCGCGAGUACAAAUUUAUCUACAUCAGACCAUUCAGGACACUUCACAACCCCAUACAAUGUCCCAUGGACCAGCUUCGCACUUAUUCUGUCUUCUAUUUUGAGUGCUUCGCUGCAAGGAUAUUUUAUUGACAAAUGGGGAAGAAAGUUCGGCAUUUAUUUAGUAAUUUUAUUACAAGGGGCAUCAUGUAUACCACUUUUUUUAACUCACACCGAAGUCGGCUUCAUCGUACUCCACGUACUCUCCGGCAUAUCCACUGCUGGACUUUUUUUGAGUAUCCCCAUUUAUAUACGUGAAAUAAAUUCUAACGUCCAUCGCGGGGUCAUGACUUCUUUCAUCAUUUUCAUGACUUCAGCUGGUUAUUUGGUCAAAUUUGGACUUACUGGAGAAAACAUCUUGUAUCUAAUUGCUGCUCUAGUCAUCGUUCAGUUUAUAUCACUUUUUAUGGUUGUGGAAUCGCCCAGCUAUUUGGUUAAAGUUGGAAAAAUUGAGAUAGCUAAAUCUAAUAUGGGGAAAUUAAAAUGCCUGCCAGUAAAUGAUCCUCAUAUAGAGCAUGAGAUCAAACUGUUGGAAGAAGAGAGUAAGCGAGCUAAGCCUAAUGGAGAAUUUCGAUUUUUUGACAUUGUAAGAAAUGUUUUAUGGCGAGAUGAAAUAAAAAUCGGGUUAAUGUUAUCAACGAUAAAUACAUUGUGUGGCUGGAUAAUAUUCCUGGACCAAGAUAAAACGCUUAUACAAUUGAAAACAGACGUAGACCCGCAGAACUUUCUCGUGCCUGUCUGCAUGUUUGUUGGGGCGUGUGUAUGUUUCCUAUCAAUACGAAUAGUAGAAAGAAAAUAUCUCCUAACCUUCGCCUAUUCGGUUAUGGUGUUAUCAAUGGGAACCCUCGCAGUGUUCACACAAGCUGAUCUCACAGUGCCCUCAUAUACAUGGCUACCAGUAACUGCGUUGAGCAUUCUUAUCUUCGGCUAUGGAAUUGCAUGGGGCUUACCCACAGUGAUUAUGGUGGAAAUACUUAAUUUGGAGGUUCGGUCAACAAUCCUAAGCGUGAUCUUCACUUAUUCACAAGUUCUUCGACUCGCUCACGUGAUGACAUUCCAGUAUAUAGAAGAGUACGUUGGAAUUUAUACACUAUUGUAUAUUUUUGCGUGUAUCAACAUGUUUGGAGCUGUGUAUACAAUCUCAAAUGUCCCUGACAUCAAGGACUCUGAAGAUGAUGAUAUGCCACUAUCGACUGACGCGAGAGACGUGGAUUACCGUUCAAAAUUGGAUAGCAAUCUAUCAACACCAGAAGUUAGCGGUUAUUCA